Molecule: messenger RNA, 813 nt
Organism: Fulvia fulva
Lineage: Eukaryota; Fungi; Ascomycota; Dothideomycetes; Mycosphaerellales; Mycosphaerellaceae
Product: Alkali-sensitive linkage protein 1
Exons: 1
Coding region: 1-813 (270 amino acids)
Biological process (GO): fungal-type cell wall polysaccharide metabolic process
Cellular component (GO): fungal-type cell wall
Source: RefSeq, a predicted model, not a curated record
AUGGGGUUCAGAGACUUUGUAAAAGACAAAGUCGGCGAAGUCACCAAAAAUGCUCAAGGCAGCAGUCUCUCCAAUGUUCCUUCCAAACGCGGCCUAUGCUGGCCCGUAGAAAACAAAGACCCGGUGUUCAAUUUCACCAAACCCGGCUCCAAAAUAACAUGGAUCUAUAACUGGUCUCCCAACACAACCGCAGGCUGCACUUCUCUCGACUUUGUCCCCAUGCAAUGGAACAACGUCGGCAUUGACGAUCUACCGACCAAGAUCAAAGAUGUCAAUGCCCAUUCGGUGCUAUACUUCAAUGAGCCAGAACUACCGGAUCAGUCGAACAUGUCCGUUGAACUGGCAGCGAAUGAAUGGUUGAGAUGUAUUGAGCCGCUACGAAAGCAGGGCAUAAGAUGUGGAAGUCCGGGACUCAGUAAUGCGGGACACGCUGUUGGCUACAUGCAAGACUUCCUUUGCAGGAUUCGAGCUGGGGGGAGUGAUGUGGACUUUCUAUGUUUGCACUGGUACGGUAUUGCUCUUGGCGGCUUUUAUGACUACAUCUGGUCGACGAAGCAUCAAAUUGAUGCGUCGAAGCCGGUGUGGAUUACUGAGUUUGCGUGCACGAAUUGGAAUCAGGAUGCCCCGUUGCCGAGGGAGCAUGUAGAGCACUUUGCGAGGGAGUCGGUAAAGUAUCUUGACACUCUGGAUUGGGUGGAGAGGUAUGCGUGGUUUGGACCGAUGCGGGAUACGGGCACAGUUGGAAAGUGGGCGAGGAUGCUAGAUGAUGAGGGGAAAUUGACGCCUUUGGGGAAGGCAUAUAGGGAUGAGUAG